This is a messenger RNA of Acanthosepion pharaonis, 642 nucleotides long. The record is from the annotation of a GenBank genome assembly. NCBI's taxonomy places the organism in Eukaryota, Metazoa, Mollusca, Cephalopoda, Sepiida, Sepiidae.
AUGAUGCAUCUCUGUGGGUCCUUCCGUGGCGCCGGGGGAUAUUCACCUGUCAUUCCUCCUUUUCAGCUGGCCAUAUUCAAGUCACUGCGGUUGUUGGCUCGUGUCCCAAGCAUUUCAUUUCUUGUGCCAGAUUGGAAAUUUCCACGAUUUGUUAUUAAUAAUUCCAAAUGGAUUAUCGAAUUAAGCAAAAAAGAAACUAAGUUAUUACAUAAAGUAUUUCAAGAUUGCGAUGAGGGCGGCAAAGGAUAUUUAACACGAGAAGAUUUGAAAGUUUCUCUCGUGUUAGUAUUUGGUUACAAACCCUCUAAGUAUGAAACUGACCAAAUGAUGAAAAAAUAUUGCCAUGGCGAUGAGAUAAACCCAGGUUUGAAUCUUGAACAAUUCCUGGAAGUGAUGAAACCAAAAAUGCUAGUAAAAGAUGAAGAUGAAGAAAUUCGACAGACAUUCAUGGCAUUUGAUUCGCAAUGCAAUGGUUUCCUAAAAGUGGAAGACCUGAAGAAAGUUUUUGCACAGGUUGCACCCAAUUUUCCAGUCCAACAGAUUGAGAAAGUUUUCCGAGAACUCGACAGCAAUGGUGACAGCAGAGUGAGUUUUAAAGAUUUCGAAUUCAUGAUGAAACAUGGCAAUGAAUCGGCAAUUUGA